Molecule: messenger RNA, 582 nt
Organism: Sparassis crispa
Lineage: Eukaryota; Fungi; Basidiomycota; Agaricomycetes; Polyporales; Sparassidaceae
Exons: 2
Coding region: 1-582 (193 amino acids)
Source: RefSeq, a predicted model, not a curated record
AUGUGGGGAAACUUGAUCGUUCUUGGACUGUGGGUGAUGUACGUCGUCUCGUCCGAGCUCCAGAUCCAAAAGAACUGCAUCUUCACGGGAGAAAACAGCAUGGAAGGAUUCGGCCAGAUCACUGCUUUGCUACUGGCGCUCACGCCUGUCUGGAGCCUCACCGUCGCAAUGUACAAGUACCCGUCGUGGCUACGCAAGCAGGAGCACCGCCGACAGGAGGCGCAGCGCCUGCUCGGAGGGCACGACGAUGAGGGAUCGGCGAGGCCAUCAUUUGAGGCACGGCCUGCAGGACGAACUGAAGAUGCGGUGGACCCGGAAGCAGCUGUGAACGCGGAUGGCCAAGCACAGCCUCUCGUACAUCCUCCGUCUCAGUCUGCUGGCCAUUCACUAGACGUAGAGAUGCGUGGCGAGUCUCCCACUAAUGCUCUGCGUCGCCCCACGACGCUGGACGAGACGGACCCAUCCCAUCAGCUGGAUCCGUCCCACCAGCUUGAUGCACCUGUUGUCAUUACCGUUCCAGCGUUAGAUUCGAGGUCGGACUUCGGAGAGUGGUUGGAAAUGAGAUACCUUCCGGUGCUGUAG